AUGUCUGUAAUUCUCGUCACUGAUGAUAGUGAUGAUGAUAUGGACGAUGGAAAAUUAAAUGAUUAUGUACAAUAUAAAUGUGACCACAUAACUCAUUACGAUUACAAUGCAACUUGGUCAUUACAAGAUGCGAUAGCAACAACUUUUAAUAAAUUUUUGGACAAAUCGCAAACAAUUAAUUUAUGGCAAUGUGGCAUUGAUCUAGAAUUAGAUACAUGGAAGAAUAAAUUGUUUAGUCGACCAC
This is a messenger RNA of Adineta ricciae, 244 nucleotides long. NCBI's taxonomy places the organism in Eukaryota, Metazoa, Rotifera, Eurotatoria, Adinetida, Adinetidae. The record is from the annotation of a GenBank genome assembly.